AUGUCCGAGCAGGCCGAGCGGUACAAGUCGCAGGGCAAUGCGGCGCUCCAGGCCAAGAUGUUUUCCGAUGCCGUCGAUCUCUAUACCAAGGCGCGCGGCGCCGCGCUGGGCGCGAUGCGCAAGCACGAGGAGGCGCGCAAGGCGUACCUGAGAGCGAGCCAGCUCGAGCCGCACAACGCGCAGGUGCAAAAGAUGUUGAGUGACGCGGCCGAGGCGGCGCGGAAGGCGGCCGAGGAGGGGAAGAACUGGGAGAAUGACCUCUGGUCGGACGACGAUGAGGAGUCCACGGGCGCCAAUGAGCAGCAGGGGCGGCUGCCGGAAGCGGCCGCGGGCGGCGGCGGCGGCGAUGAUGGCGGCGGAAGCGGGGGCGGCGGAGGCGGCGGCGGCGGCGGAGGCGGCGGCGGCAGAGCUCCGGUGCGAGCGGGCGCGCGGCUUGUGCAUGAUCUGGAGCGGUCGCUCAAGGAUGCGUCGGAGGACUCGAUGCGCUCGGCGCUGCGCGCGCUGGGCAAGGCGGACGCGGCUCUCGCCCAGAAGAUGGUGCACUUGCUCGAGGGGCUCAACGCGGCCUCCUCCGAGGGCGAGGGGGAGGAGGACGAGUCGGCGGACGAGGCGGAACCGCAGGCGUCCCAGCGCAAGCGGCGGCGGGAUGAGUACUUUGGCGGCGGCGGCGGCGGCGGCGGCAGUCGGCCGGGGAAGAGGCGCGGAGGAUCUGACUCGGACUGA
This is a messenger RNA of Emiliania huxleyi CCMP1516, 723 nucleotides long. RefSeq lists its product as hypothetical. The transcript has 2 exons. The coding region runs from base 1 to 723 and encodes 240 amino acids. The record is from RefSeq and is a predicted model, not a curated record. NCBI's taxonomy places the organism in Eukaryota, Haptophyta, Isochrysidales, Noelaerhabdaceae. Gene Ontology annotation, biological process: post-translational protein targeting to endoplasmic reticulum membrane. Gene Ontology annotation, cellular component: TRC complex; membrane. Gene Ontology annotation, molecular function: molecular adaptor activity; protein binding.